CUCCUCAUGCCAGCCCUUUCCCUCCCGCUGGAACUCCGAUAAGCGCGCGCCGCCGACGGCCGCGACCCCAGCCACUCCGCCCAACCUCCCUUUGGCGGGAACGGCGGCAGAUCAACCAAAUCUGCGAGGACAACGGCCGGGGGGACGGCACGUACGUGACCGCCGCGGGGAAACCGAAGAAUGGCGUACCGGGCGGACGACGACUACGACUACCUCUUCAAGGUGGUGCUCAUCGGCGACUCGGGGGUCGGGAAAUCCAACCUCCUCACGCGGUUCACGCGCAACGAGUUCAGCCUCGAGUCCAAGUCCACCAUCGGGGUCGAGUUCGCGACAAGGAGCAUCAGGGUCGACGACAAGGUCGUCAAGGCGCAGAUCUGGGACACCGCCGGCCAAGAGAGGUACCGUGCAAUUACAAGUGCAUAUUACAGAGGAGCGGUUGGUGCGCUUGUUGUGUAUGACGUGACACGGCAUGUGACCUUCGAGAACGUUGAGAGGUGGCUGAAGGAGCUCAAGGACCAUACCGAUGCCAAUAUUGUGAUCAUGCUCGUUGGCAACAAGGCCGACCUGCGACACUUGCGGGCUGUCUCUGUGGAGGAUGCCAAGGCAUUUGCGGAGAGCGGGUACACCUUUUUCAUGGAAACCUCUGCCUUGGAGGCCAUGAAUGUAGAGGACGCCUUUACUGAGGUGCUAACGCAGAUCUACCGAGUGGUCAGUAAGAAAGCCCUUGACAUCGGCGAUGACCCUGCUGCUCCACCACGAGGGCAGACCAUCAACGUCGGGUCAAAAGACGAUGUCUCCGCCGUAAAGAAGGCUGGAUGCUGUUCAUCUUAAUCCGUAUUGACUGUGAAAAGUGUACCAAGCCCUUGACUGCUCAUAUGCUGGGUACCUGUGGAAACAAGAGAAUGUCAUGGGCACACUUUCGGAGGCCCAUAUUUAUCCCAGGGCUAGAAAAGAUAAAACACUAACAGUAACAUUAAAUGGGCAGCCAUUUUUUGGAGGCUAUCAUGGUAUCCUGGUUGUUGCAUUCUUGUUGCAUAUUCGAUGCCAGGAAUUCCUUUCACAAUUGAUUAUGUAACAUACCCUAUUAAAUGUG
This is a messenger RNA of Lolium rigidum, 1093 nucleotides long. Its product is annotated as ras-related protein RABA1f-like. The record is from RefSeq and is a predicted model, not a curated record. The transcript is spliced from 2 exons. Gene Ontology annotation, cellular component: endosome. Gene Ontology annotation, molecular function: GTPase activity; GTP binding. The coding region runs from base 181 to 831 and encodes 216 amino acids. NCBI's taxonomy places the organism in Eukaryota, Viridiplantae, Streptophyta, Magnoliopsida, Poales, Poaceae.